Messenger RNA from Indicator indicator, 1440 nucleotides. It is a transcript of the gene IRF5, whose product is annotated as interferon regulatory factor 5. Gene Ontology annotation, cellular component: nucleus. Gene Ontology annotation, biological process: regulation of transcription by RNA polymerase II; immune system process. Gene Ontology annotation, molecular function: RNA polymerase II cis-regulatory region sequence-specific DNA binding; protein binding; DNA-binding transcription factor activity, RNA polymerase II-specific. The transcript is spliced from 8 exons. The record is from RefSeq and is a predicted model, not a curated record. NCBI's taxonomy places the organism in Eukaryota, Metazoa, Chordata, Aves, Piciformes, Indicatoridae. The coding region runs from base 1 to 1440 and encodes 479 amino acids.
AUGUCGGCGCCGCGGCGGGCGCGGCUGAAGCCCUGGCUGGUGGCGCAGGUGAGCAGCGGCCUCUUCCCGGGGCUGCACUGGCUCGACCCCCAGCGUCGCCGCUUCGCCAUCCCCUGGCGACAUGCGACACGCCACCCGCACCCCGGCGACAGCGACCAGCACAGCAUCUUCAGGGCGUGGGCGCAGGAGACCGGCAAGUUUCGGGCAGGGGUGGACGAGCCGGACCCGGCCAAGUGGAAGGCCAACCUCCGGUGUGCCCUCAACAAGAGCCGCGAGUUCCGGCUGCUCUUCGACGGCACCAAGGCCACCCCGCUCCAGCCCUACAAGGUCUACGAGAUCUGCGAGGGGCCGCCGGAAGGGGCAGAUGAGGUGGCUGAUGAUGACUAUGACUGCGGUGAAGAGGAGGACAUGAACCAGCUCCAGAAGAUGACAUCUCUGAGCAUCAAUGACACCCAUCCUGGGGCAGACCUGCUGCCACCCUACUCUUGGCCCAAGGAGGAGACCCACCUGGGCAGUGGUUGUCCCUUGGGACCCUUCAUGCCACCACCCCCAGUGCUGGGGGGUACCCAUGGGACCCCUGAGAUGUCCUCAGCCACCCUCACUGAGGUGGGACCUCCUCUGGGCACCUUGGGACCACCAGCUGCUUGUCCCAUGGCACCCAUGGGGAACAUCAUCCCCAACCUGCUCAUCAGCCCCCACAUGCUGCCCUUGACUGACCUGGAGCUGAAGUUCCAGUACCGUGGUCGCCAGGUCUCAGUCCUCACCAUCAGCAACCCCCACGGCUGCCGCCUCUUCCACAGCAGCUUGGAGCCCACCCAAGAGCAGGUGGAGCUCUUUGGGCCACUGACCCUGGAGCAGGUCCACUUCCCUUCCACCGACACCAUCCCCAACGAGAAGCAGCGUUUCUACACCCACCAGCUGCUGGACGUGCUGGACCGGGGCCUCAUCCUGGAGCUCCAAGGUCAGGACAUCUACGCCAUCCGCCUCUGCCAGUGCAAGGUCUUCUGGACAGGACCUUGUGCCACCCAGGGUAAUGGUCCCAACCCCAUCGAGAGGGAGAAGAAGACCAAGCUCUUCAGCCUUGAGGGCUUCCUCAACGGCCUCAUCCUCUUCCAGAAGGGCCAGACCACCACCCCACCACCCUUUGAGAUCUUCUUCUGCUUUGGUGAGGAGUGGCCUGACCAGAAGCCCAAGGAGAAGAAGCUCAUCACAGUGCAGGUGGUACCGGUGGUGGCACGGCUGCUCCUGGAGAUGUUCUCGGGUGAGUUGUCCUGGUCUGCCGACAGCAUCCCCCUCCAGAUCUCCCACCCUGACCUCAAGGACAAGAUGGUGGAACAAUUCAAGGAGCUCCACCAGCUUUGGCAGAACCAGCAGCAACUCCCACCUGGGCAACCGGGACCUGGCCCCACCACCAUGGGACACUGGGUGUUGCCCCAAUGA